Molecule: messenger RNA, 2006 nt
Organism: Micromonas commoda
Lineage: Eukaryota; Viridiplantae; Chlorophyta; Mamiellophyceae; Mamiellales; Mamiellaceae
Exons: 1
Coding region: 1-1896 (631 amino acids)
Cellular component (GO): membrane
Molecular function (GO): alpha-(1->3)-fucosyltransferase activity
Source: RefSeq, a predicted model, not a curated record
AUGGACGGGCGCGCGAUGGACUACGGCGCGACGGAUCACGGCGGGGACGUCCACCUCACCCUGGAGUCCGACGACGGCGCGCCGGCCAACGCGAACGCGCCGCCGCGCGCGGGGGGUUCGCGUCGUGCGCGCUGGAUGACGAUGGGUGUUACCGGGCGCGGUGCGAGGCGGAGGCUGGCGCUGGACGCGGGGAGCGCGCCGCGGGAGCUCGAGUGGGGCGGUCGGUACAGGGGUUGGACCGUGGCGUGCGCGGUGGGAUGUGCGUUCCUCGCGGGCGUCGCGCUCGCGCUGGCGCUCGUCGCGUCUACCGGCGCCGGCGGCGACCUCCGUCGCCUGCUCGCCGCGCCCCGAGAUGGGGUCGGCAGCUUCAGAUCGUCGUCCCCGUCGUCGUCGUCGUCGUCGUCGUCGUCGUCCGCCGCCGCCGCCGUCCGCACGCCCCUGCCGGGCCUCGCCCUCGCCGAGCCCACGCACGAACCCGCCGGGCCCGCACACGAACCCGCCCAACAUACCGCCAUCGAAGACGACGGCAGGCCGAGCGUCACGGUGGGAUUCGAAUCCAGCGGCGACUUUUACUGGCUCCCCGUCGUGCGGCUGCUCGAAGCCGCGCUCCCCGGGGUGAAGAUAACCCUCGCCGACCCGACGUACGACUGGAGCGCGGUGAACCUCGCGGACCUGACGACGUCAUCGAGCCGUCAUAACGGCCGUCAUGACCGUUACGACGCACAGGCGGACGGUUCGCGCUCGGCGAUGAGAGACCUGAGGGUCGACGCGACGUCCGACCCGAGCGUCGAGCCCGACAUCGUCGUCGAGGGCCCCGACAUCUUCCAGGCGGGCCGCGACGAAGGUUCCCGGUGCUCGUGGGGGGAUAAGCCGUGGGUCCAGACCACCGCGGAACCCUCGAUGUUCUUCAACGCGUGGGAGUGGUGCAGGCACGAGAGCGAUCCGGUGAUGCGUCUGGAAACGGGGCUGGCGCACUACAACCAGAAUUUGGUGUACGACCCGAAGAAGACGACGUACGUUUGGUCGCCGUACGCGAUGACGCACGCGUGGCUCAUGCGCGAUCACCUCGCCGACCGGCUAAACGCGUUUAAAGACAACCCGCCGGACUUAAGAAGACACAUGGUGGGAUGGGCGAGCGGGAACUGCCAGGACCACCGCGCGCAGAUCUUCCGAGCGUUGCAGCGCGCGAGUAACCGGGGAUGGCGAGAGGGACGGGUGGACGAGUUGGGCAGGGACGGCGCCGUGCACGCGCUCGGCGCGUGCGAGCACAACGUUCGUUGGUCCUCCGCCGACGAGUACCCCCCGCGCGGGACGAAACCGUGGGAGCUGUACAAGGAUUACCGAUGGGUGUUGGCGUUGGAGAACUCGGCUGAGCCGGGAUACGUCACCGAGAAGCUGGUCAACGCGAUGGCGUCGGGCGCCGUGCCGGUGUACUACGGCGACUCUCGCGCCGCGCGAAAGGUUUUCAAACGGGGCACCUUCGUCGACGUCCUCGAGAUUUGGAGGCUCAAGGGUCACGUCCCGGGCGAUCCCGAAGUUCCCGGUUCGCCCCCCACCGAGUCCGAUUGGGACGUCAUCGCCGACUACGUCGUCGCCAUCGACAGGGACCCCGACGCGUACGCCAAGUUCUUCGCUCACUCGAACGCGCUCAACGAGACGCCCGAGUCGGAGGUGUACGACGACGCGGUCAAGUUCGAAAUCGGCGUGGACUACCCGAACGAGCCGUUUCCGCAGAUCGAUCGACCGGUGGGCGAGCAAAUCGGGCCAGACUCGGGGGCGACGAGGGAGGCGGUGUGGCGGCUGCGGGACUUGUUUCGGAAAAAGCUGGACGAGCGAGACGCGUGGGAGCUUCGGCGGGCGAACGGGGCGGCGCAAAAGGCGCCGGCGCGAGGGUGAAGACUGGACUCGCAGCGAAACGCCAAACCUAUUCUUUUUUUUCAUCGCGGCGAACGCGAUGAGCUGCUCUUAGCGAGGUGUAAAGUACGACUCGCGUCGAUAUUUUUUUC